Vitrella brassicaformis is the source of this 637-nucleotide messenger RNA. The record is from the annotation of a GenBank genome assembly. NCBI's taxonomy places the organism in Eukaryota, Vitrellaceae.
CGACGCCUCUGCCUCUCUGCUGGGUUGCUGGGGGUUGGCUUCGCUCGCUCAAUAAAACCGAGCGAGUCUGUCCACCUCUUUGAACUCGCUGGUGAUCUUGGUGGCCUCCCACGCAGUCGCAAGCUCUUUGUAUUCUUCCUCGAGCCUCUUAGCCUUGACCUUCUUGAUGUACUCGUACUCUGCAGGGACAGUCGCACACAACACAGCCAGACCACAGACAGCUGCAGCGCGUCUUUGGGUGGUGUGUCGGUGGCGCGCCGUUCUCACGGUCAAUGACGCGGUCCACUUGGUUGUCCUUAUUCCAGAAGACCUGACACACACACACUCACACGCGCCGAUGGACAUAAGUGAUUUGGCCACGCCCUCCCUCCCUCCCUCCCUCCCUCCCCCUCUCCCUGCCCUCACCGUCUUGAGGAAGUAGCCCCAAAGCAGGCAAUAGCCGACGAUCACCGCUGUGUAUGUGUUGCCGAGUGUGUUCUUGAAGUCCAUACGCGACCACGAGUACUCAUUCUUGCCGCGGAAGCGAAGACCAGGGCGCUGCUUGGGAGCCCAGAAGUUGCCCUGGCUGAUCUUCCCAAAACUCUGCUUCCGGCCGUUCUGCCACAUCACCGUCACACCAUGCCGCAAUAUCGCCGCU